AUGUCCGCCGCAUACAAUGCUUCCUCUUUGACCUGGCAAGAGCGCCUCGAAGAAUGCUGUCGUCUGGCUCAGAUGAGCAAACCACACUUUGAGAUGUUCUCGGACCGUCGUGGUGAGCCUGCCCUCUUCCACGACACAAAGUUGAGGAUGAACCUGUCACUGACGUGUGAUCUAGGAGGCCGGACCGCGUGGUCGAGCAAGGUGACAAUUGACGGACAUUGUCUGGAAGCCAGAUACUGGUAUGAUGGCAAUUACUUGAACAAUGCCAAGGAAGAUGUCGCCGAAGUAGCCUAUAAUUGGCUCAUGAAAACCUGA
Messenger RNA from Emericellopsis atlantica, 315 nucleotides. RefSeq lists its product as uncharacterized. NCBI's taxonomy places the organism in Eukaryota, Fungi, Ascomycota, Sordariomycetes, Hypocreales, Bionectriaceae. The transcript is spliced from 2 exons. The coding region runs from base 1 to 315 and encodes 104 amino acids. The record is from RefSeq and is a predicted model, not a curated record.